AUGCUUUCGAAUGAAUACCAGUACAAUUUGGAGUUUUUCCAGUAUAAGCUACAUGCAACUGGCGUACAGGCCAUAUGCCGUGACGUUUACGGUGGCCAGGACUAUCUCCCUACGCUUCUAGCGGAAAGAUAUGGCUCGGAAGGCUCGUCUGUCGCAAGCAACGACCCAUGUGUGGAGCGGUACUACGUGUUGUGCAGGUCGAAACCGAGCGCCGUCCACAGAGAGGCUGUUGCCGACGCUGAAGACACCAUUGAUCGAGUCGAUGCACCUCUUGUUGCAGCGGUAGGUGGGUACUUUCUGCUCUCUCCUGGACACUACUGGAUCCAAGGCGUUCGCGUUGCAGCGGCGCAGCGGGGCAAGGGACUCGGUCUGGGGAUCACGUCGGCUGUGGUGCGAGCACUGGAACAACUUGGCAAGAACUCGCAACAGACGCUACACCUCUGGUCCUGUACGAUAACGGACAACAAGCCGAUGCGUCGCAUCUUUCGAAAACUUGGUUUUGUCGAGUUCCAGAGGUGUUGGCUGUGGCCGAGUCCCACGUUCAUGCAAAUCCUCCGGAGGAUCGAUGAACGCAUCGCCUCAGCACCGAACCAUGUUCGUGAGACGUUUGCAACAAUGCUGAAGGCUACCCGCUGGGAAACGCCUGCAGAGGAAUCCUCUGAACCCUGCAUCAUCGACGCAUCCACAGAUCAGAGGGUCUCUAUGCAACCCGAGUCGUUCUGGGAAACGGUACCCAGUCCGGCCAGUGCCUUUGAGGCGCUCACCCGACACCGGCUCUGUGUUCCACUUUACUACUGGUGCUUACCGCCCGAAGCACUCGAGAAGGGUGCGAUCUCUGUGGACUGGCUCUGGAUAGGCCAAUACAAAGGCGAGGACCGUGCUCUCGGUUGGAUCUUUGUGUAUCGGGAGCCGCUGAUCCAAACGAGCGAUCCAACAGUGGCGGGAGUGAUUGCCUCUUCUUGCAAGGUACUGCUGUCAGCUGUACAACAUCUGAACCGCAUGUUUCCUCGGUUCCGAACGGUCAUGGAUACGAGCUUGUUCCCGUCUAAUGAGUGCCGUAUACCUGAAGGCUUUCGUCGCUGGUCAGCGGCAUCCCAAAUGGUAAAUGUGUAUCGAAAACUAGAGCUGAAAAACGCGGAAUCGGAAGCGAGGAGCGAUUGCGUCGGGCAACGCCCUGGGGCGUUCGCAUGCCUGACACCUCAGUGUGCCGCAGAGUGA
This is a messenger RNA of Cyanidioschyzon merolae strain 10D, 1218 nucleotides long. RefSeq lists its product as hypothetical. The record is from RefSeq and is a predicted model, not a curated record. The coding region runs from base 1 to 1218 and encodes 405 amino acids. The transcript has a single exon. Lineage: Eukaryota; Rhodophyta; Bangiophyceae; Cyanidiales; Cyanidiaceae. Gene Ontology annotation, molecular function: acyltransferase activity, transferring groups other than amino-acyl groups.